AUGCCAUUUCCCCCUACCCCCACCGGUGAGAGCAGCACUCACUCCGGCAACUGCCAUUGCGGUGCCGUGCGGUUCAACUUCACAUUAUCGCCACCCCUGCGCGAGUACCCUACCAAUAGCUGCAACUGCUCCAUCUGCACAAAGAACGGCUACUUGCUCGUGUACCCGUUCACCAAGGAUUUCACCAUCGAAAAAGGUGAGGAUACGCUAAAAGAUUAUCAAUUUGCCGAGCGUAAGGUGAAGCACCAAUUCUGCGGGGAGUGCGGAAGUAGUUGCUUCAUCCGUCUUCCAGAGGAAUUCGGACCGGUCACUGCCGUGAAUGUGCGACUACUACAGAACAUUGACAUUGAAAGCCUGAAUCUUAACAAGGUUGAUGGAAGGUCGAUCGGGCAAGAGUACAAAGUUUAG
This is a messenger RNA of Penicillium canariense, 408 nucleotides long. RefSeq names its product GFA family protein. The record is from RefSeq and is a predicted model, not a curated record. NCBI's taxonomy places the organism in Eukaryota, Fungi, Ascomycota, Eurotiomycetes, Eurotiales, Aspergillaceae. The transcript has 2 exons. Gene Ontology annotation, molecular function: carbon-sulfur lyase activity. The coding region runs from base 1 to 408 and encodes 135 amino acids.